This is a messenger RNA of Ornithorhynchus anatinus (platypus), 1195 nucleotides long. RefSeq lists its product as uncharacterized. Gene Ontology annotation, molecular function: thiosulfate-cyanide sulfurtransferase activity. The transcript is spliced from 3 exons. NCBI's taxonomy places the organism in Eukaryota, Metazoa, Chordata, Mammalia, Monotremata, Ornithorhynchidae. The record is from RefSeq and is a predicted model, not a curated record. The coding region runs from base 499 to 1047 and encodes 182 amino acids.
UGGAAUGUCAACCGAUUUUUAAUCAGAGGGAGAAACGGCUGCAAUUCACCUCCAGUCAUCGGAAACCAAACCUAUCUGAGAAAUGGGCGAGCAGUUAAUCCCAGUAAGUUCAGUUUUAUAAUAAAUCACUUAAAGGACGUGUUCUUACAGGGGGAAAACCACACUUCAGGCGCCAUCCGGAAGCCGCCCGGUUGAAGAUAAACUUCCAAGACUCAAAGUUCAGUCCAACAUGAAUAUGCAUCACUUCCUUUGGAGUCAAUGGCGUCCCUGUGCAAACGGUGCUUAGCUUAAAGUUGCCGUCCCUCUUUCUCCCCCUUUCAGAAGUGUUAGCGAAGCGGUUAAGAUCCGCUGGGUCUCUUGGCUGGCAGGCCGCUAGCCCCCGGGGGUUAAAGGUCCGGCCUCCCCAAACCCGUUCGCCACCCACGAUUCUCCAAAUAAGCAGGUUACGUGUCAGAGCCCGGUUAGAAAACCCUCCCGCGUCUGCCGGUGGUUGGCAAGAUGGCAAAACUAUUUCUGCAAGUUAUGGGCCACUUAGAUAUGUCCGACACCACCGCGACGUCAGAUUUAAUCCGCACCUGGAUCGGACAGACGUUUCCAGAUGUGGAACCUUUGGCCACAGAGGUCCUGCAGACCUGGAUGGAGGUGAAGCCAGGUGAAUUGAUUAUUCUGGACACGCGAAGCGCAGCUGAGUUUGACGUGAGCCACUUGCCGGGAGCCAUCCGUGUGGACCCUGACAGGAAGGACCUGUCAGAACUCUUACAGCAACACCUCUCUCCUGAGGGAAACGACGCAGCAGGGCGCGUCCCCCGGGAAGAGAUCGUCUGCUACUGCACCGUGGGCUACCGGUCAUCCUCGGUGGCCAGGGCGCUGAGCGCGGGCCGGCCCUCCGGAGCCAGGCGCGUCUACAACGUCGACGGUGGGCUGGUGAAAUGGGCCAGCGAGAGCCGGCGCAUGGAGGACUCACAGGGCCGCGCCACGCAGUUCAUCCACCCGGGGAACGCCGUGUGGGCCCGGGCCGUCCGCCCCGAGCUGAGGGCCUGGAUGUGAGUCGCGGCCGGCCUUGACUGAGCCGCGCUGGGCCCGCGGGGAGUCGGGGUGGCCUCGGAUGUAGCCAUCUAUUCCCAUUUUAAACAAACUCCCGGGGCCCUUUUCCACUUCCAAGGUCACAAUAAACGUAAGACUCCAAUCUUCUCAA